This is a messenger RNA of Myotis brandtii (Brandt's bat), 1762 nucleotides long. It is a transcript of the gene CASP6, whose product is annotated as caspase 6, apoptosis-related cysteine peptidase. Bases 607 to 1428 code for a protein of 273 amino acids. Gene Ontology annotation, cellular component: cytoplasm. The transcript has 7 exons. Gene Ontology annotation, biological process: proteolysis; apoptotic process. The record is from RefSeq and is a predicted model, not a curated record. NCBI's taxonomy places the organism in Eukaryota, Metazoa, Chordata, Mammalia, Chiroptera, Vespertilionidae.
ACAACAUGAGGAACUGUAUUAAAGAGUCGCGGCAUUAGGCAGGUUGAGAACCACUGAACCGUUCGGAUGGCUGUGAAGGCAGCUCCGAGGUGGCAGCGCCACCGCAGGGCCUCCCGAGGAAACGCACACUUCUGUCUCUGAUGGAAAGCGCGCUCCCCGAGGGAACCAGCGGGACCCGGCUGACGUACAGCCUUCACCACCCGGGCCCCUGAUUGGUCAGGGCUGCGCGCAGCUCCGAUUGGGUGGGGAAGCUCAGUCCUGCUGGUUUAAAUAGGACCCCAGGGUCUCCUUUAUAAGGGCUGGCUCGGGGGCAGAGGCGCUGCGGGCGGGCAGUUCAGUGCAGGGCCUUAGAGGCUUCUCACGACGUGCAGGUUGCGUGAGGGGCCCCCGUGCAGAAAUGGCUGCUAGGCUCUGCUCCCCCAGCCCCCUGCUUAGCCACCAGGAGCCCUUACUAGUCCUCAGGGUUCACACCUGGAAAGGGAAGACUCACAACCUUCUUACCCUUUACGAGAGUCAGGGAGAGCAAACAUUGGGGCUGGAUUGACCGCGCGCGGGUGAUCUGAUGUCGCCUGUUGACAUUGCCCAGAGGCAGGUGAGGAACAAAACAUGACAGAAACAGAUGCCUUGUACAGGAGUGAAAUGUUUGAUCCAGCAGAAAAGUACAAAAUGGACCACAAGAGGAGAGGACUCGCUUUAAUCUUCAACCAUGAGAGGUUCUUCUGGCACCUAACGCUGCCGGAAAGGCGAGGCACCAACGCAGACAGAGACAAUCUUACGCGCAGGUUUUUAGAUCUCGGAUUUGAAGUGAAAUGCUUUAACGAUCUGAAAGCAGAAGAACUACUGCUCAAAAUUCAUGAGGCAUCAACCUCUAGCCAUGUAGAUGCGGAUUGCUUUUUAUGCGUUUUCCUGAGUCAUGGCGAAGGCAAUCACAUUUACGCAUAUGAUGCCAAAAUUGAAAUUCAAACACUGACUGGCUUGUUCAGAGGAGACAAGUGUAAGAGCCUGGUUGGAAAACCCAAGAUAUUUAUCAUUCAGGCAUGUCGGGGAAACCAGCAUGACGUGCCAGUCAUUCCUUUGGAUGUAGUGGACCAUCCGGCAGACAGACUGGAUGCCAAUGUCACCCAGGUGGAUGCGGCCUCUGUUUACACCCUGCCUGCGGGAGCAGACUUCCUCAUGUGCUACUCUGUUGCAGAAGGUUAUUAUUCUCAUCGGGAAACUGUGAAUGGCUCAUGGUACAUUCAAGAUUUGUGUGAGAUGCUGAGAAAAUUCGGCUCCUCCUUAGAGUUCACAGAACUCCUCACACUGGUGAACAGGAAAGUUUCUCAGCGCCGAGUGGACUUCUGCAAAGACCUAAGUGCAAUUGGAAAGAAGCAGGUCCCCUGCUUUGCCUCCAUGCUAACUAAAAAGCUGCAUUUCUUUCCAAAAUAGAAAUAAGGCUGUUGUUGUUUUUUUAAUCUAUUUGUAGUCUAACUAGAUUUCUGUUUUUAUAUAAAUAAGUGUCACUAGAUUGAAGCUUAUGGUCAAGCAAUUUAAAAUUCUUUAAGGUUUAACGAGAGAACUUUAAAAAAAUAGUUCAUAUUGGACAUGGUGAAAGGGUUUGGUAGAUAGAGAAACUAAAUCCUAGGGAAUUACUAUAAAUAAAAAUCAACAAACAUUUGUAAUACUUGAUUUUUUUUUAAGUUGCAAGGGUACUCAAAAUAUCUGGCUGAUUUAACUUGUAUUUUGUGAAUUUUUAAAUAAAGUUUUAUAAUGUUUUUAAAGA